This is a messenger RNA of Arabis nemorensis, 501 nucleotides long. NCBI's taxonomy places the organism in Eukaryota, Viridiplantae, Streptophyta, Magnoliopsida, Brassicales, Brassicaceae. The record is from the annotation of a GenBank genome assembly.
AUGGCUGUCUCCUCGCUACCCCCUCUCGCAAUGACAAGCCUCUCGGAACUGAUCAACUCUGCUCACCGUCGGAGGUCGACCGUUGCGUCGCCUCUGUCUCUCCCGAUUCCUCCGGAGCCUCCCGACCCACCGGAACCACCGGACCGGAUCCGACAACGCGCAUACUCUCUCCAUCUGCUUAUGUGCUACCGUUGCUGGAGAAUCUUAGCUCUCUUGCCCCCAUCCUACCUUUCGGCUUCACCUCCGGCGCCACCGAGGGCAAGACCUGUUAACUCGUUCCCUCACCCUGCUUCCGACCCAUCUCAGCCUGUGGACUCAAGCUCUGCUCUACGGACUGUAAAAUCUUCUCCACCCUUGCCUCUGCUCCGACCUUCGGCCUCCGCCCCACCCUCUCGCCAGUGCGCCUCUUCGCUGGUGAGACCCAGUCCAAAUUCCCCUGGCUAUCUCUGCUUAGCCGACCCUUGCUUCUCUAUCCCCGUCGUGAGGCGAGGUGAGAUUUAG